This is a messenger RNA of Blastomyces gilchristii SLH14081, 3249 nucleotides long. RefSeq lists its product as uncharacterized. Gene Ontology annotation, cellular component: cytoplasm. Gene Ontology annotation, biological process: regulation of nitrogen utilization; negative regulation of transcription by RNA polymerase II; mitochondria-nucleus signaling pathway. The record is from RefSeq and is a predicted model, not a curated record. Bases 619 to 2490 code for a protein of 623 amino acids. The transcript is spliced from 2 exons. Lineage: Eukaryota; Fungi; Ascomycota; Eurotiomycetes; Onygenales; Ajellomycetaceae.
AAAAAAAUAUAUGUAUAAAAAUACUAACCCAAACCUUCCACCUCACCAUAAAAAAUAAUCCUUAAUAAUUUAUUCUAAUCAUCUUCGAAAAUAAUUAUUAUUCUUUAUAUAUUAUUCUCGUUGCCCUUUGCCUCCGAAUUCCCACAGUCAUCUCCACAUUUCAUGUACCGUACCAUACUCUCCGCCUGCUCUUGCCACGAGCGAUUCCUGAGGAUUAAUUAAUUAGCCUUGCUAUAUAUAUAUAACCGCGGCCUGCUCAUCAGCCCCAAUUCUGUUCCCACCACCACCACCACUCCCCUUGACACUAUAUGCCAUUCGUUCGUUAAUUCGACACUUCCAAUAAUUAUUACUCCCAGCUUCUGAAUUUGCUGAAUUUGCUGAAUUUGCUGCAUUAUCAACACUGAGGAGGAUUCGGAUCGACAAAUUCGGGACCUUAGCAAAGCAGGCCGCCGGCUUACAAGGGAAUCAAGAGAUUGAAAAUCACCUCGGAAAGGACUGCGGUAGACAAAACAGAAAAAAGGGAAAAAGAGAGAGAGAGGGAGAGAACAGUGGAACUGUUGCUUUGAAGGAGCAACGCUGGAUUAUACAGCGAACAAAAGGAUUCGCUUCGAGGAAUACAUGCCCUCCCUUAACCCUCUACGACACGCAGCCGGACAAAUCAUGCCUUCACGAUUAAACAGCCCCGUCCUCUCGGUGGACGCGGCGAAGAUUCAUGAGGUGGAUACAAGAAAUGCAGAGUCGCUACAUGGAAUGUGGAUGGUUUUCUCGAAAUGUGCAGAUUACAUGGAGGAAGGCAGACGGCUAGAGAACCUGAGCUGGAGAUUAUGGACCAGAGAAACGUUUUGCGUCGAACCAGCACCAGCAGCAAUCCCUCCUCUAGAGGUCCGACGAUUACGAUAUGAGUCCAGGGAGAUCCCAGAACUGUCGUCGAGCGUGGAAUCUGCCGCUUCGGAUGAGGCGGAACGCAUUGAAAGCCACAUCAACGCAUCGCGGACGCUCGAUCUCAAGCCUACCAUCCUUGAAGAUGAAUCGGCAUUGAGUAUAAGCAGAGGGAAGGAAAAGCAUAUAACAUCGUUGGGAUUGGAACGGAUGGUUUAUACUAUCAAGGAGAAGAAGCAUUUGGAACCCUUAUCAUUACCUACACCCACACCUCAACUCGCACCUCAACCCGCAGCGACUGCGACAACUAAAGCUGCCGCCCCCGCUAUAGUCGUCAUUAAAUCUCGCCCAUCGUCACCCACUCCCACUCCCGCCCUAAUAGAAUCGCACGCUGUCCGCCCUCAUCAAUCGUCAGAUUCCUGUUCUACAACUGCUCUCGACGGCCUAGAGAGUGACCACGCUCCUCAAGUAGGCUCAGAUACCAGCGUCUCGUCCUCAGGACUGUUGGAGUCAUCCACCAUAGUCCGCGGAUUUUCCCCAUCGCAUAUUUCCUCCUCAUACCGAUCACAUACAAAAAUAUCAUCGAGUCCCGCUCCUUCAAAGACGACAGUGACACAAAAAGGCUCACCGCUCAAAAAGAAGGGUGGGAUGUUUACCCUAGGAGGCUCAUCAGGUGAUGACGAGAGCUCCUUUGAGGAUCGCCUCGCAGCGGAACCCCAACAACCAACCCAACAGCAACAACAACCACAACAACAACGCAGCUCGCUAUCAGAUGGUCUUCACCAAGUUGCUAACACUAUGCAGAAGAUGACCAUGUUAAAAAAUUCGAUAAGUUCCAGAACACCCAUCCGACCAAUUACUGAGAGUUCGGAGGAUGAGGAUGCGAUCGAGACCGACGAUGAUGAAGAGAUCUCUGAAAGCGCCAUCGAAGACGACGACGAUUCCUCAGACUGGGAAGACUCCGUUACCGAAAGCGGUCGAUCGAGCAUAGACGAGAAGGAACUGUUCCAGCGCGUCGAUUCGCGACCGAAUCUCGUCUCGCGACGGUCGCUACUAACAAUGAUGAUGCACCAACCACAACGCAUGAACGGUCCCAUCGUCAGCAAAUCCGGGGGACCCCCAGGCUCCCGAUCAACCCCCGCUCUCCAACGAUCGCGCCUCUCCUCACCAACCCGCGAUUCCGCCGCUGCAUCCCCAGACAGCGACGAGAACACCCUCACAAUGAAAGGGCCCGACAUGCCCCGCUCCAAACCCAUAGUCGUUAAAUCAAUACCCACCUACCAGCACCAAGUCCCCCACUCUCCCCGAACAACCCGAAGAAACAUGCUCGCUACAGAGUUGACAGAGUCUCUACGACGACAUCUGCUUUGGGAACGACAACAGAAGGCCACCACUCUCAACGCAGGCUUCAAGCGACGACAUACAGCGCAUGACAUGGCCAAUCUGCAAGAAUAUCCUGGCCCCGUGGGCACGAAGCUGAACGGCCAGAAGCAGACCCAGACCCAGACACAGACGCAAAACGCCGCAGCAGAUAAAGACGCCUCCAAGAAUAACUCGUGGAAUCAUUAUUUCGACUACUGGCCCUACGAAUAUCAUGUGAAGGGCUGGUGAUUUUUUUUAUUUUUUUUUUUUAAUUUCCUUCAUGUUCACUUUUAUAUAUAUAUUUGCCCCCACCUUGUCGUUGACUGCAUAGUUUGCCUGAGUCUGCAUCAUACAUUUUUUUCGUUUCUGUCGCUCACCGAACCUCGUCUUUAUUCCCAACAUUAUAGUAUUAUUAUCAUACUUGCACUUUUAGAUACCCCCCAACCUCAACAACCACACCUUUGUUUUGAUAUUUUUUUCUUUCUUUUUUUUUCUCCCGCAAUAAACGCAAGGCAACUCCCGUCAUAGCUUUAUUUUGUUUGUGUUUUUAUUCUUCGGCCUCUCUUGUUACCUUCAUACUUGAUUCCAUUCAUGUACCUCAUCUUUGCCAGUGCAUAUUAGCAUACCAUUACCAUACAUACAUACCAUGCAUACAUUAACUUCUUCAAUCAGUUUGUUGUUCUUUGCUUUUUUCCAUGAACGGAUUUGUUUUAAUUCUAUAUGGCCAGGGUUGCUAGGUGAAUCGGUCUAAUUCAGAAAGGGCGUUUUAUGACACUUCAUGUUCCAGUCCAUGUACACGUACUUGGGUACCUCUUGUUAUGUAUAUAGCUAUUUAUUAGCUACUUAAUGAAUUAAAAAUACAAAUUAGAAAACCAAAAAAAAAGAAGAAAAAAAAAAAGGACAGCACAUCGCUCAGGUGGCCCAGUGUAUGCUGACCCCAGACACAUACACACAUAGACAUAGACGUACAUACAUACAUUAUUAUUAUUACACAUGCCUGCUUCACCG